AUGUCAGGAAAGACUCAAAAAAGUGUGAAGAUUGCACCUGGAGCAGCUGUGUGUGUAGAGAGUGAGAUCAGGGGUGAUGUAACUAUAGGACCCAGGACAGUGAUCUACCGUAAAGCACAAAUCAUUGCAGAAGCUGGGCCCAUAGUGAUUGGCGAAGGUAACAUAAUAGAAGAACAGGCGCUCAUCAUAAAUGCUCACCCUGAUGCUGCAGAUUCAGAGCCCAAACCUAUGAUCAUUGGCACCAAUAAUGUGCUUGAAGUUGGCUGUUAUUCCCAAGCCAUGAAAAUAGGAGAUAAUAAUAUUAUUGAAUCAAAUGCAUAUGUAGGCAGAAACGUAAUAUUGACAAGUGGUUGCAUCAUCGGGGCCUGUUGCAACCUGAACACAUUUGAAGUCAUCCCUGAGAACACAGUGAUUUAUGGCGCAGGCUGUCUUCAUCAGGUGCAGACUGAGCGGCCACAGCCCCAGACACUACAGCUGGAUUUCCUGUUGAAAACCUUGCCAAACUACCAUCACCUAAAGAACACUAUGAAAGGAAGCUCAACUCCAGUUAAGAACUAAGAACAAUAUAUGUCAUCAAAAUAACAUUUGUCUUUGACCACUGUCUUUUGAAA
Mesoplodon densirostris (Blainville's beaked whale) is the source of this 611-nucleotide messenger RNA. RefSeq names its product dynactin subunit 6-like. Gene Ontology annotation, biological process: mitotic spindle organization. Gene Ontology annotation, molecular function: dynein complex binding. The coding region runs from base 1 to 558 and encodes 185 amino acids. The transcript has a single exon. Lineage: Eukaryota; Metazoa; Chordata; Mammalia; Artiodactyla; Ziphiidae. The record is from RefSeq and is a predicted model, not a curated record. Gene Ontology annotation, cellular component: dynactin complex.